UCCGGUUGGGCGGUGCUUUCGCGUGUGAGCUGAGCCGGUGGGUGAACCGCGGCCACCGUGACUUGGGCUGUGAGGCUGCGAGAAAGAUCCGAUUAUCAUGGACCUGCGACAGUUCCUUAUGUGCUUGUCCCUGUGCACAGCCUUUGCCUUGAGCAAGCCCACAGAAAAGAAGGACCGUGUACAUCAUGAGCCUCAACUUAGCGACAAAGUUCACAAUGAUGCUCAGAGUUUUGAUUAUGAUCACGAUGCCUUCUUGGGUGCUGAAGAAGCAAAGACCUUUGAUCAGCUGACACCAGAAGAGAGCAAGGAAAGGCUUGGAAAGAUUGUAAGUAAAAUAGAUGGCGACAAGGACGGGUUUGUCACUGUGGAUGAACUUAAAGACUGGAUUAAAUUUGCACAAAAGCGCUGGAUUUACGAGGAUGUAGAGCGACAGUGGAAGGGGCAUGACCUCAAUGAGGACGGCCUCGUUUCCUGGGAAGAGUAUAAAAAUGCCACCUACGGCUACGUUUUAGAUGAUCCAGACCCUGAUGAUGGAUUUAACUAUAAACAGAUGAUGGUUAGAGAUGAGCGGAGGUUUAAGAUGGCAGACAAGGAUGGAGACCUCAUUGCCACAAAGGAAGAGUUCACAGCGUUCCUGCACCCUGAGGAAUAUGACUAUAUGAAAGACAUAGUAGUGCAGGAAACAAUGGAGGAUAUAGAUAAGAAUGCUGAUGGUUUCAUUGAUCUAGAAGAGUAUAUUGGUGACAUGUACAGCCAUGAUGGAAAUGCAGAUGAGCCAGAAUGGGUGAAGACAGAGCGAGAGCAGUUUGUUGAAUUUCGAGAUAAGAACCGUGAUGGGAAGAUGGACAAGGAAGAAACCAAAGACUGGAUACUCCCCUCAGACUAUGACCAUGCAGAGGCAGAAGCUAGGCACCUAGUCUAUGAGUCAGACCAAAAUAAGGAUGGCAAGCUUACUAAGGAGGAGAUUGUUGACAAGUAUGAUUUGUUUGUGGGCAGCCAGGCCACAGAUUUUGGGGAGGCCUUAGUACGACAUGAUGAAUUCUGAGUUGCAGACAGAGGAACCCGUGUUUCUUCAAAAGUAAUUUAUUUUUACAGCUUUUGUUUUCACAUGAAAUUGUUUGCGCUACUGAGACUGUUAUUACAAACUUUUUAAGACAUGAAAAGGCGUAUGAAAUAAUGAAAAUCAUCCCGUCCCCAUUCCUCCUCCUCUCUAAGGGACUGGAGGGAACUGCUUCUGAGGAACAACUCUAAUUAGUACACUUGUGUUUGUAGAUUUACACUUUGUAUAAUGUAUAACAUGGUGUGUUUAUUUUUGUAUUUGUUCUCUAUUGGGAGUAUGAUAUGAAGGAUCAAGAUCCUCAACCCACACUUGUAGGCAAAAAUUAGCCCUUUACUCUUUCUCAACCCCUUAURUAAUUUUUAUAAUUCUCAUUUAACUAAUAUUUUAAGCCUGAGAUCAAUAAGAAGUGUUGAGAAAAGCAAGGAAAAUUAUAUGCUCCAUGAUUUAUAUUUAGAGAGAACACUUAAUCUUGCCUAUGAAAAGUCUUACAUUUCACAUGUAGUAGUCUGGCAUUUCAUGUUGCAUUCAGUUGCUAUGGGUUCAGCAAUUGGUCCUGCCAUUUCUGGUCAGGGACAGAAUCCCUGUGCUCUAAGAAAGCUUGGCUCAACUUGACUUUAUUCUUUUUUCCCCUGUAGAACUAGUUACUUGCUAAUUUUGUCAAGCACAGCUGUGAUAGGAAGUUAGGGCCAGUGUCUUGAAAAUCAAUCAAGUAGUGAGUGCAGUCUCUUUACAGAGUUAAUUCUAGCUUUUUAUAGAGCAGUUUCCAGCUAGAAACAGCUGGAAAACUAAAGGAACAAUAUAAGUGUGUUCAGGGCAUACAUUUUUUUCUGGGUGUGCAUCUGUUGAAAUGCUCACAACAACAUUAUUUGCCUGUUGAAAUCACUUUAAGUUCUCCAGGAGGCUCUUCUUCCCCAGGAAUUAAUCUUGAUGUCAUUGCAGUUAAAAUUCACUCCUUGCC
Urocitellus parryii (Arctic ground squirrel) is the source of this 2018-nucleotide messenger RNA. RefSeq names its product calumenin (gene Calu). Gene Ontology annotation, molecular function: calcium ion binding. NCBI's taxonomy places the organism in Eukaryota, Metazoa, Chordata, Mammalia, Rodentia, Sciuridae. The record is from RefSeq and is a predicted model, not a curated record. Gene Ontology annotation, cellular component: endoplasmic reticulum.